Molecule: messenger RNA, 2740 nt
Organism: Chanos chanos (milkfish)
Lineage: Eukaryota; Metazoa; Chordata; Actinopteri; Gonorynchiformes; Chanidae
Gene: fbxl6
Product: F-box and leucine-rich repeat protein 6
Exons: 9
Coding region: 268-1956 (562 amino acids)
Cellular component (GO): SCF ubiquitin ligase complex; cytosol; nucleus
Molecular function (GO): protein binding
Source: RefSeq, a predicted model, not a curated record
CAGUAUGUAAACUAGUUUUAAGCCAAAUAUAGGAUAAACGACGAUUAGUCAUUGUGCUUUGUUACAAGCAUACAUUCAAAGCAUACAUUUUGUUGCGUCGGCUGUUUAUCCAUUUCAGCACAGUAAGGAGAAAAUAAGUAUUGACUGGUAAAGUAUUUCACAAGCUAAUAAUUGAGGGACGGUAUUGGUUAAAUUUAUUUUUAAGCGUUAGAUUGUGUGCUGACUGGACGGCUGCCUCUUAGACCUUGUCCCGUUAAAGAUCAGGCAAUGGCAGAUGCUUCUACUAGCGACGAAUUUGUUGGCCAAAAACGGUCUACAGCCGCAGAAAAUACUUACGAUAUUGAUUCUAGCUUAACAACAAGAAGGAACAGUACGGCAGGCAAAAGACCUACGAAGAGGAAAUCGGAUGCAGCCGCGAAGAACAAAAAAAAGCCAAAGAUUAAACGGACUCCGAGACCAAAUUACACCGUCCAGCAUGGAGAGGACAUGCUACUUAUUGUUUCAAACAUUAGCCACUAUGACAGUGUUUGGAAGCCGAGAAAGAAAAGAUGCAAAAGAAAACGAACUCUCAGAGGCAAACCCAGGGUCAUUCCUACUAAAAGGAGAAAGACACCUUCAAAAGGAAACACUGAGGAGGAGACAGUUUUAGGCACUACAAAUUUGGAGCAGGUUCACUCAGACACAUUUGACAAAUGGGGUCAGGGGUUGCCACUGGAGAUCUUGGUAAAGAUCUUUCAGAUGGCAGUUCACCAGGAUGGUGCUGUGCCAUUUCUAUGUAGGGUUGGCAGAGUUUGCCGUCUAUGGAAUGGUGCUGCAUCUUCUCCAACUCUGUGGCACAGUGUGUCAGUUAGCUACUGCUGGAUUGAGCCUGGUAAGAGUCAGUUGCCUAAAACUGAAGAGAAGAUUAAGAACACUAUAAGUUGGCUUGCACAAAACAGAUUAUGUCAGUUGAGGGAAUUUUCCCUUUGUCACUGGAAAAAGCAUGUUGACUAUGUUAUUCAGGUUAUAUCAGAGUCCUGCCCCUUAAUCCAUUCGCUUAAGCUGUCAUAUUGCACCGGUGUGACAGAUACUGCUUUCCAGAGUCUUGGCACCAACUGUCAGUCACUGGAGAACAUGAACUUGCAGCACACAGAGUUUCAGGUCGAUGGCUUGGUCUCUUUUCUUGAGUCCCAUGGCAGCCAACUAAGGAAGAUUUUCUUCACUCACAGCACCAAAAGUGAUAAACUUCUUAAUGCUCUAUCUAGAUGCUGCCCUGAACUCAGACUGUUGGAGAUCAACACAAAGCUGGACAGUGGAUACUGUCAGCUUCCCAUCUGUAUCCAGGCGCUGCAGCUUGGUUGUCCUAGACUCCAGAUUCUCAGGUUAAUGAAUGUUACACCUAUUCCCAAAAUGAUUCGCAACACACCAGCUUCCACUUCUGGCUUCCCCAUGCUGGAGGAGCUGUGCAUUGCCACAUCCUCUCAUUCCUUCAUGACUGACCAAGACCUAAGUAACAUUCUUCAUGGCUCCCGAAACCUGCGGGUACUGGAUCUGCGUGGUUGCUCCCGGAUCACAGCAGCUGGACUGUAUGCACUACCUUGUGAAGAGCUGGAAUGUCUGUACUGGGGACUGUACUUCAGCAGUAACACCAUGGUAGCUUCCAAGAAGGGCAUACACAUGCUGACCCAAAAAUGGAACCGCACCCUGCGGGAGCUGGAUCUGACCAAUCAGCCUUUCUCAGAGGAGGACAUGGAGAUAGCCAUUGGGUAUCUGGCCCAAGGCAUAGUGGCAGAUUCCUUCCACUCCCUCAAUCUCACUGGGACCAAGAUCACAGUACCUGCCCUCAGGUUACUUGUAGGUCAGUCUCCAGCACUCGACUACUUAAAUCUGUCAUCCUGUCGGCAUCUUCCUAGAGGAUUCAAACGAGUAUAUCGUGGCCGAGACGACAUUCACCAGCUACUGUACAAGUUAGACUAAGUUGAAAACUGAAAUUCUGUCAAUCUGUUACCCAUGAUUUGUCUACAAAGAGUCAGUAACAUGGCGACCAUGGUAUUUGCAACUUGCUGAGACAGUUUUAUUAGUAACUCUCAUUAAAAUUAAAAACAACUUUAAACAGUAUAUAUUUCAAACUUGUGACUUUUUUGAAUGGCUCUGAACAGAAGCUGUGACUUCCAAAAACUGUUUUUUAAUAUGAAUUGAUGUUUGCAAUUCAAGUGUAAACUAUGACUUCCUGUAUUUUUGUAUAAAUCUUUGACUACACAUUAUGGAGGAUCUGAAAUUAAAUUUGUAGCACAUUCAGCUACAAUAGGAUACAUCUUUGUUUUCUGCUGUUUUUUUUUUUUAAUUUUCACUAUUGCAGGAUAGAUAACUUCUCUUUGUGUUGGUCUGAAACCUUUAAACUUUUUUUUCCCAAGAGUAAAUAUUUAGGUCAGAGAUUAAUUUAGGUCAAAAAUUUGACAAAUAGCAAUGCCUCCACAAAAUAUCUUUUCCCUAAUGCAAAACUGAUAAUGAGGAACAUUCACUGAAUUGUCAUAUUGUAUAUACUUCCUUUUAAAUGUAAUUAAGCCCAUUUGUGUUAUGAGUACCAUUAAAAUAAAUGAGUACAGAAGAGUAAUUGAAUAUGUACCAGCAGUUUCUACAUUUGAAGUUUUAUUUUGACACAACCCAGUCACCAUUUUCAAAAUAAUUGAACUUGUAUUUUGUAUCAGAUAUAAAAACAUACAGUUCCUCGCUGUUAGAUGAAUUCUCACACUCAUCUUAU